CAGUCGCUCUAAGUUAGUUGCGAUUAAGUCGCUUUCUGGGAAUAUCAAUUUAAUUUUUUAUUUUAUUAUAAAUUUUCCGUAAACGUCUCUUAUUAUUGGCCGUCGUUUAUUUAUCGUCGCUAUUCAUAUACGAUCAGUGUUUUUAAAAACAAAGAAAAUCAAAGAUGUCCAAGAUAUUAGAAGAAUCACCAAAUGCUCACAUUGACAAAAGCAUCUUGCAACGUUACAUCGAUUUGCCAGUUAAAGAGAAUAUCGUUCAAGCCACAUACGUUUGGAUUGAUGGCACUGGUCAAGAUUUAAGAUGCAAGGAUAGAACUUUAGAUUUUAUUCCAAGCAGCCCAAAAGAUUUACCAAUUUGGAAUUACGAUGGAAGUUCAACUGGCCAAGCUAAAGGUUCAAAUUCAGACACUUAUCUACAUCCCGUAGCAAUUUACAAAGAUCCAUUCCGCCGAGGCAACAACAUUCUAGUUAUGUGUGAUACAUACAAGUUUGAUGGUACACCAACCGAAACAAACCAUCGCAAAAGCUGUUUAGAGGCUAUGGAUAAGUGUGCCGCUGAAGAGCCAUGGUUUGGCAUCGAACAAGAAUAUACAUUCCUUGAUUUUAAUGGUCAUCCAUUGGGUUGGCCAAAGAAUGGUUUCCCUGGACCACAGGGACCAUAUUAUUGCGGUGUUGGAGCUAAUAAGGUUUAUGCCCGCGAUGUUGUUAUGGCUCAUUAUAAGGCUUGCUUAUACGCUGGAAUUAAGAUCUCUGGCACCAACGCUGAAGUUAUGCCAGCUCAGUGGGAAUACCAAGUAGGACCAUGCUUGGGCAUUUCUAUUGGUGAUGAAUUGUGGAUGUCAAGAUUUUUGCUUCACAGAAUUUCUGAAGAGUUUGGUAUUAUUGCCACUUUGGACCCCAAACCAAUGCCAGGUGACUGGAACGGUGCUGGAGCUCACACAAACGUAUCAACAUUGGCUAUGCGAAACGAUGGCGGAAUCAAGGAAAUUGAGAAGGCUGUUCAAAAGCUCUCCAAAUGCCAUGCCCGUCAUAUUCGCGCAUACGAUCCCAAUCAAGGUAGGGAUAACGAACGUCGUCUAACUGGACUCCACGAAACAAGUUCAAUCAAUGACUUCAGUGCAGGUGUUGCAAAUCGUGGUUGCUCCAUUCGUAUUCCACGUGGUGUUAGCGAUGAUGGAAAGGGUUACUUUGAGGACAGACGUCCAAGUUCAAAUUGUGAUCCUUAUUCCGUUUCUGAGGCUAUUAUCAGGACAAUUUGCUUAGAUGAAUAAAGAAAAAAAAAAAAAUACUUCAGUAUGUAAACAAAUAAUACGGCAUAGAAGAAGACAUUGAAAUCCAUGCGCGUGUGGAUCGCGUGUGUGGAAAUAUAUACCUAGUUUAUUAUUAGGAUUUUUAAAGUUGUUAUAUUCUCAUUAUUAAAUAUCUCUGUUCACUUAUAUUCUUAUGCAUGGAAUAUAAAUAUUUAACUUUUACAACUAAAUAUAAUAA
Molecule: messenger RNA, 1488 nt
Organism: Episyrphus balteatus (marmalade hoverfly)
Lineage: Eukaryota; Metazoa; Arthropoda; Insecta; Diptera; Syrphidae
Gene: Gs2
Product: glutamine synthetase 2 cytoplasmic
Exons: 7
Coding region: 165-1271 (368 amino acids)
Cellular component (GO): cytoplasm
Molecular function (GO): glutamine synthetase activity
Source: RefSeq, a predicted model, not a curated record